Molecule: messenger RNA, 2760 nt
Organism: Naumovozyma castellii
Lineage: Eukaryota; Fungi; Ascomycota; Saccharomycetes; Saccharomycetales; Saccharomycetaceae
Product: Zn(II)2Cys6 transcription factor
Exons: 1
Coding region: 1-2760 (919 amino acids)
Source: RefSeq, a predicted model, not a curated record
AUGGCUCUCCAUUCAACAAGAAAUCAAGCAGGACUCGAGAAAGUCACCAACCAAACACACAGGCACAUGAGAGGAGAGCAACAUCGAGGUCAGAACACUUUCUUUCCUGCGUCAGGGAACCCAACCCCACAAUUUAACACGAAUGCAAACCCUAAUGGGAUGCAUUUAUGGACACCACCAAUACCAAUUCAGGACGAGUCAAUGGGGAACUAUCCUGCUGCUGGAGCAGGAUUACCAUCCAUGGUAGAUCCUUAUACUCCACGAUUUCCUUUGGAACGAACACCUCAUAAUGAAACGAAUGUGACUGAUCAAUAUGGAGAGGGCAAGGAAUCCAAGAAAAGAGUACUUAAGGCUUGCGACUAUUGUAGAAAGAGAAAAGUUAAAUGUGGAGAUAUUAUCGCACAGACGGGCAAGUGUGCUAAUUGUACUAAAAAUGAUGUGGAAUGCACUUUUAAGUUUCAUUUACAAUUGGAAAGAAAAAAACGUUUGCAGAACGCAGUUUGGGAAUACGGUGACGAAAAUGGCAAUAGUGAUGAUGAAGAGGGCACGUACUUAAAGCUAUUGGAAGAACUGGAUACUUUAAGAAAGUCUGAAGCAUUUGUCAAUUCUAGGGUUAGUAGAAUGGAUAGGAAAUUUGUUAUCAUCAAGGAUAGAAUGGUUAAAUUGAGAGAAUCGUUUGAUGAAUACAUUAGAGAAAAUAAAACACAAUUUGUCAAUAAUAAACUUUUACCUCUUUCAAGGAAGAAAAAAUAUAAUACGGACAUUCUCAACACAAUGUCCAUUUAUUUAGCAAAGGGAAAAUUAUUCCCAUUAAUGGCCAAGGAUGAAUUCUUUCAACCACUUAAUGGUAUAUUUGAGAUAUCUUACAAAUGGUAUAUGCUUCAAAUGAAAAAAAUAAUUGAUUAUUCCUCUUUAACAAGUGAGAAUGAGCUUUGCGAAUCGUUAUUUGUACUCCCUGAAAGGGAAAAGACAAUGCGAUUGUUAGAAUACUGCCAUUCUCUGUCUUUACAUUCGAUAUCGUUAAAUAUGAAUUUAAAAGAUACAAUCGAAAUUGCUGAACGUUAUUUCAAUGACAAAGAUCAAUUAACCAUGUCGGAAUUAUUUUUAUUAAAUGUGUCUCUGUGUAAUGGGAUAGUCGGUUCUAGAUUAGUUUCCACUAAUGAAUGUAACGGGCUAAGAAAGGACAAUCAUUGCCCGCUAAAGGAGGAAGCCGCUAUUUUUGAAGCAAAGGCGCUACUUAACGCAAUGGCUUUAUAUCAUCAUGACUCUAAAAUGAGUGGUAAUUCUUCAAACUUAACAUCUUUAAAGGCGAUGUUAAUAUUGAUUGAUUACCUGUAUAAGAAUAUCAGCGCAGAAUUUGCCUUACCGAUACUUUCCACAGCAAUUGAUGUUGCUCUCAAUAUUGGCCUUCACGACAACUCCUACUAUGAGAAUAUGCAGCCUUACCUAGUCAGAAUAUCGUUAUCUAUCUGGCAAUAUUGCGUUUCUAUGGAUCUUUUGUUUUCAUUUAUCCUCUCUAGGAAUCCAAUAAUAAGGGAAGAAUACAUGGAUUCCAUAUCUGAUAAAAGUUUUGUAAAGAAGUUUAAUAAAUCCCUUUCAAAUGCCCCAACAUUAGCCCUCCCAAUAGAUACUACCGAUAAUAUGAAUGAAAUUAUGAAACAGAUGACCAAUAGACCCGAGGAUAUUUCAGACGUAAUAUCCUAUCAGUUAUCAAAAUUGACUCGCAUUACAUCAGAGAUACAGUCUAAAUGCUUUGCUACCAACAAGUCACCAACAUUACCCUUCGAUGAAAUGUUGAGCAUUGUUAAUGGGCUGGAUAUAUCUUUGAAAGACUGGGAAUCAAAUCUACCCCACUAUAUGAAAAUUGAUAAGUUUGAAAAAUAUUUAUCGUUACUACUAUUACAAUCAACAGAAAAAAAUACCGACCAACAAUUUAAGAUUUUCCGAACUCAGAUCCUUAUCUGUCAUAUCCAAUUGCUCAAAGUGCGACUUGAUGUCACUGCUUAUGCGUUGGCGGUGAUAAAAGAUAAUAAGAGUUUAACUUCAAAAUCUACAAGGCAUAAUGUUCCCAAAUUAGUAUUGGAUUAUGGAGACCAAUUGAAAAAAACAUGUGUUGAAAUGCUAACUUUUUUUCGAUCUAUCGAGUUUGAUUCCUACAUCUACAAGGAAAUCAUGUAUUAUCUUCAAUCUGGAAUAUUCCGCUUAUUAUUUGAAGUUAUUAAAAAUAUAGAUGAUCCUGACAAAUUGGAGACAUUAUACCUCAUUGAUUUAUUGCAAAGAACACAUGAACACUUGUUGGGGGAUAGAAAUGAAUUAUUAGUGUCUAGAAACAUGAAAUGGGUCACCGGAAUGAUAUUUUUCACAUUCUACUUGAAAUUGAUUAUUGCAUAUUUUGUUUCCAAGAAUCCAGAACUUGUAAAAACAUACAAUUUUAAUAUUAAGACAUAUGAAGAUUUAUUGGUGCUCUUACUGGACGUUUCAGGGGACAUCAGAGAUGAAGUCACCAAAAGUCUAAAGGAACUGACAGAUAAAAAAGAAAUACUAGAGGAAUCUAAUACAAACGAGGGCGUAUUCGUACCUGCGACGCCAGAAAUGAUAAAAGAAUUGCAAUCUUUCACGUCACCCAAUCCUGUUGAAAGUGAUGUUGAAAGAAACAGGAGCUAUGGUUAUUUAGAUCAUAUAGUCUUCUUUUAUGAUCGUGACUUUAGAUUUCUGAACCUAUUCAGAGAUAAUAACUGGGAUUCGUCCAUGAUUGUCUAA